AUGUUUCGAAAACUAGGCUCGUCGGGUUCGCUGUGGAAGCCAAAGAAUCCACACUCGCUGGAGUACCUGAAAUAUUUACAAGGCGUUUUGACGAAAAACGAAAAAGUGACAGAGAAUAACAAGAAGAUACUGGUCGAGGCGUUACGAGCGAUUGCUGAGAUUUUGAUUUGGGGCGAUCAGAAUGAUGCCUCUGUGUUUGACUUCUUCCUGGAACGCCAAAUGCUCACACAUUUCCUGAAAAUCAUGGAACAAGGAAUCACACAAUUAAAUGUGCAAUUAUUGCAGACUUUGAACAUUUUAUUCGAGAAUAUUCGACAUGAAACUUCAUUGUAUUUCCUGCUCUCCAACAACCAUGUCAACUCGAUAAUUUCGCACAAAUUCGACCUGCAAAACGAUGAAAUCAUGGCGUAUUACAUCAGUUUUCUGAAGACCCUCUCAUUCAAACUCAAUCCAGCCACUAUUCAUUUUUUCUUCAACGAGACGACUGAGGAGUUCCCAUUGCUGGUCGAAGUGCUCAAAUUAUACAAUUGGAAUGAGUCGAUGGUUCGGAUUGCUGUUAGGAACAUUCUAUUGAAUAUUGUCCGGGUGGAUGAUGAUUCAAUGACCAUUUUUGUCAUUAGACAUAUCAAGGAAUACCUAUCUGAGCUAAUCGAUUCCCUUGUUGCCCUAUCAGUUGAAAUGGAUACAUUCGUCCGAUCGGCAGAGAAUGUGCUAGCGAAUCGAGAGAGAUUACGAGGCAAAGUGGAUGAUCUGAUCGAUUUGAUUCAUUAUAUUGGAGAAUUGCUAGAAGUUGAAGCUGUCGCCGAGACAUUGUCUGUUUUUGUGACAACUCGCUACCUGAGCCCCCUGCUGCUCUCCAGCCUCUCCCCCCGACGGGACAAUCACUCUCUGCUGCUCACUCCAGUCUCCGCCCUCUUCUUCUUCUCGCAAUUCCUUCUGGUGGUCCGUCAUCAUGAGACAAUUCACACCUUCUUAUCAUCAUUCCUAUUUGACAAUCAAAAAACACUGAUGACCCAUUGGAUACGACACGAACAGAACUUUUGUCUCGAGCCAAUCACAAUGGCAUCGGCUGUGGGGGAGAUGGGGGAUCAGAAUUGUGUCUUCUUCGACAAUCUUCUCGAAGCAUUCGACACGUGUCAACUGGACGAUUCGAGAGCAUUCUAUGGACUAAUGCUCAUUUAUUCAAUGUUUCAGAAUAAAGCUGAUGUUGGUGAGCUCCUUUCCGCCGCCAACUUCCCGGUGCUCCAUCGGGAAUCUGGGAGUACAGUGAUCCCAUCGAAUGAGCAAUCAUCGCUGGCCCAACAGAAUCUGGCACGUCUUCGGAGUCUAUCGACGUCGUCACAAGGAAAAAGAACCCGGGCGAUGACGGAAAUUGGAGUGGAAGCGACAGAGGAGGAUGAGAUAUUCCAUGAUGUGCCGGAGGAGAGGAAUUUGAAUCGUCAAUUUCAGUCAAAAUCCUUGAUUUUCCGUCAUUUUUCUCAUUUUCAGCCGGACGAAACUGGCCGCUCCCGAUUCCAAUCGGCUGCCGAUGAGCUCCCGCCUUCUGAAUCCACGACGACGUCUUCUGAAUGCGAUAGCCGGCUAUUCGAUGCCCUAUCUUGUAUUAUUCAAGGCGUGCGCGUUGAUGAGAACAAGAUUCGACCGAUUACGCUGGAAUUGGCUUGUCUGGUGAUUCGACAGAUUUUGAUGACGGUGGAUGAUGAGAAAGUGCACACAAGUCUGACCAAACUAUGCUCGGAGGUUCGUCAAAAGCUUCUCGCCACCAUCGGACAGUAUGUCAACGGAGAGAACCUAUUCCUGGAGUGGUUCGAGGAACAAUAUGCGGAAUUCGAGGUGAACCACGUGAAUUUCGAUAUCAUCGGAUAUGAGAUGCUUCUGCCACCCGCUGCGACGCCCCUGUCGGGGUUAGUACUUCAUAAACGGCUUGCAAGUGGAUUCGAGGAAAGAUUAAGGACGCAAAUCGUGUUCUACCUGCACAUUCGAAAGCUGGAACGAGACUUGACUGGCGAGGGAGACACGGAACUACCAGUGAGAGUGUUCAAUUCAGGACAGGAGCCAGUAGCCGUGGGAGAUUGUAUCAAUCUUCACAACUCAGACCUCCUCUCGUGUACCGUAGUCCCUCAACAACCGUGCUCUAUCGGAAAGCCUGGCGAUCGCCUAGCUCGAUUCCUGGUCACAGAUCGCCUCCAAUUGAUUCUCGUGGAGCCGGACUCUCGAAAAGCCGGCUGGGCGAUUGUUCGAUUCGUUGGGCUGCUUCAGGAUACAACGAUUAAUGGUGAUUCGGCGGAUUCCAAAGUGCUACAUGUGGUUGUAGAGGGGCAACCGAGUCGGCUGAAGAAGAGACAUCCCGUGUUGACUGCCAAAUUGAUUUUUGACGAUCAUAUCAGGUGUAUGGCUGCGAAACAGAGAUUGACUAAGGGUCGUCAAACAGCCCGUGGCCUAAAACUCCAAGCGAUCUGCUCGGCCCUCGGUGUGCCUCGAAUAGACCCAUCGAGAAUGUCUGCGUCUCCCCGGAUGAAUCCAUUUCGAAUUGUUAAAGGAUGCGCUCCGGGAUCUGUACGAAAAACGGUGUCUUCUACGACGACGUCUUCUGGAACGCCUUCUGGAGCUUCUGGACGUCCCGGAUUCUAUUCGUCGAAUUUGAGAUCGGCUUCUCGAGGACCUUCUGGAGCAGGAAUUGGAAUUCCCGAGGAUCCGAGCCAUGGAACGUCAUCGUCU
Molecule: messenger RNA, 2718 nt
Organism: Caenorhabditis briggsae
Lineage: Eukaryota; Metazoa; Nematoda; Chromadorea; Rhabditida; Rhabditidae
Gene: Cbr-gop-1
Product: Protein CBR-GOP-1
Exons: 12
Biological process (GO): endosomal transport; endosome to lysosome transport; regulation of autophagosome maturation
Cellular component (GO): endolysosome membrane; late endosome
Source: RefSeq, a predicted model, not a curated record